AUGGCUGAAGCACAUAGUGUGGCCGCACUCUCGUUUACCAUUACGCACGACGGCGUGUCGGUUUCCUAUGAUCAGGAACUUAUGCGUGAUAUUUGGCAUGCAUUUUCACGAGCAUACAAACGUCGCAUUGCACGUUUCAAGAACGAUUUCUUGGCUGGAAUCUUUCCGGUAAAUGCGACGACGUUUUGUUUGGUCGUUUUCGCAUUGACAUUUUUCUCUGUUUUUCACCGCGAUUUAUCUUUUGGAAUCGUUCCAUUUGUUCGCCAUUAUAUUUUUGGAUUCCUAUUCGGCGAUGGAUACUUUUCGCAAAUAUUAGCGCUUAUCACUUGCGGUUCACUGAUUUGGUUCACUGCGAUCCAAACACUUCGUCUGUGCCUGAAAUCACUCCUUUCUUAUAAAGGAUGGAUGUACGAAGAAAUGGGCUCAAUUUCAAGGAGUACGAUUCUUUGGAUGAAAAUUCUAUGUCUUAUCGCAAAAAGUAAGCCGAUGUUGCAUUCAUUUCAAGGAGCGCUGCCGAGAUUACCUCUGCCAAGUCUCGACGAUACCUUGAAGAAGCACUUAGAAUCAAUGCGCCCUUUAAGUACAGACGAGGAAUACGGUGAACUUGUGGAACUUAGCGAAAAAUUUCGACGCGGGCUCGGCAGUCGACUACAACGUUAUCUCUAUAUCAAAUCACAUUUAUCGAUAAAUUAUGUUACCGACUGGUGGGAGGAAUUCGUUUAUUUGCGACAACGUUCACCACUAAUGAUCAAUAGCAAUUACUACGGCUUCGACACAAUCAAUCAUAUAGUAACAACUAACCAGGCAGCACGAGCAGCAAAUUUAACCAAUGCCGCUUUAUUAUUUCGUCGAAAAGUCGAACGCCAGGAAGUUUCUCCGUUCUCCGUUGCACCACGUUUUAAUGUACCAUUUUGUGUGAUGCAGUAUGAGCGUUUGUUCAACAGUUGUCGCGUCCCUGGCGAAGAAAUAGAUCAAUUCCUUCAUCGUAACGAUUCAAAACACAUUGUUGUCUAUUGCCGCGGUUGUUGGUUUCGACUUGCAAUCCAUAACGGAAAAAGGUUAUAUGAAGCCGCAGAAUUGCAGCAAGGCUUUCAAGCAAUUCUGGAUGACGAUUUUGUGCCUGAGCAUGGUGAGGAAAAUAUUGCUGCAUUAACUGCUGGCGACCGUAAAGCGUGGGCUGAAGUACGUAAAAAAUAUUUCUCGUUCGGCGUCAAUAAGAAAUCGUUGCAUCUUAUCGAAAGUGCUGCCUUUGUUGUUAUUCUUGAUGACAAUGAAGUUUUCUACGAUCCGAAAGAUUCUUCCAAACUGGAUAGCUGGGCUCGGCAUUUAUUGCACGGUUCAGGAACUAAUCGAUGGUUCGAUAAAUCGCUUAAUAUUAUAGUCUUUAAAAAUGCACGGAUGGGCAUGAACGUUGAACAUUCUUGGGGAGAUGCUCCGAUCGCCGCUCAUUUCUUGGAAUACAGCCUUUUAGUGGAUUUGUUUCAUCAAGGAUACGAUAAAGAUGGAAACGCUUUGGGUGGUGUGGUUCAAAUACCUAAGCCUGAGCGACUUCGUUGGAAUUUGCAGAAUGAAAUUCACACCGUGAUAAAUUCGAGCUUAAGUUUGGCUCGAACGCUAAUUAAUGACGUUGAAAUGGCGUUGCUUAUUUGGACUAAAUUCGGUAAAGGCUUAAUAAAGAAUUUCAAGGUUUCACCUGAUGCAUUCAUACAAAUGACUCUGCAGCUAACUUAUUUCCGCAAUCAAGGCCAUUUCGCGCUGACUUAUGAAGCAUCAACAACUCGAUUAUAUCGUGAGGGUCGUACUGAAACUAUAAGGUCGUGUACGAAGGAAAGUUGCGAAUUCGUUCGAUCGAUGAUGGACCCUGAACGAACAAGGAAGGAACGAGCUCAACUGCUUCGAAUCGCUUGCAAUCAUCAUCAGAAUGCCGUCCGUGAUGCAAUGUGUGGAAAGGGCAUCGAUCGUCAUCUCUUCGCGCUUUACAUAGUGAAACGCUAUUUGGAAGAAGAAUCGCCAUUCUUAGAUAAAAUAUUUCCUCCAACUUAUCUUCUCUCAACUAGUCAAACCCCAAUAAAUCAGUGUAAAGAAGAAGCGGCGAUAUUAACCGAAGCUCAGAAAAUGAAAAUUUUCACCGCAGGUGGCGGUUUUGGUCCUGUUGCUGAUAACGGCUAUGGUGUUUCUUACAUAAUCGUUGGUGAAGACCACAUUGCUUUUCAUAUAUCAUCGAAAAAAUCAGCCGACAACACCGUUCGUAUCGUAUUUUUCAAAAUUUUUAUUUAA
Dracunculus medinensis (Guinea worm) is the source of this 2277-nucleotide messenger RNA. The record is from the annotation of a GenBank genome assembly. Lineage: Eukaryota; Metazoa; Nematoda; Chromadorea; Rhabditida; Dracunculidae.